Falco peregrinus (peregrine falcon) is the source of this 1365-nucleotide messenger RNA. RefSeq names its product Ras suppressor protein 1 (gene RSU1). Lineage: Eukaryota; Metazoa; Chordata; Aves; Falconiformes; Falconidae. Bases 162 to 995 code for a protein of 277 amino acids. The transcript has 9 exons. Gene Ontology annotation, molecular function: protein binding. The record is from RefSeq and is a predicted model, not a curated record.
AGCAGGCGCGGGGAGCGCCCCCGCUUCCCGGGAGGGGUGGCAGCGCGCUUGCGCGCGGGGCGGGGGGAAAUGGGGCGUGGCGGGCGCGUGCAGCCGCCGGGAGCCGCCCGCCGGGCUACCGACCGCUGUCCGGCCGCGUCCCGCCACGGCACCGCGCGACCAUGUCCAAGUCGCUGAAGAAGAUCGUGGAGGAGAGCAGGGAGAAGGGCCAGCCCGAGGUGGACAUGUGCGACCGCGGCAUCUCCAACAUGCUGGACGUGCCCGGCCUCUUUACGUUGUCUCAUAUCACCCAGCUGGUUCUGAGUCACAACAAGCUCACAACUGUGCCAGCAAACAUCGCAGACCUCAGAAACAUAGAAGUCCUUAACUUCUUCAACAACCAGAUUGAGGAACUGCCUACACAGAUUAGCAGCCUUCAGAAGCUCAAACACCUGAAUCUUGGCAUGAACAGGUUAAACACCUUGCCAAGGGGAUUUGGCUCUUUACCAGCUCUAGAGGUUCUUGACUUGACUUACAACAACUUAAAUGAAAAUUCUCUACCAGGAAACUUCUUCUAUCUGACCACCCUGCGUGCACUCUAUCUAAGUGACAACGAUUUUGAAAUCCUGCCGCCAGAUAUUGGGAAGCUCACAAAGUUGCAGAUACUGAGUCUUAGAGACAAUGACCUGAUAUCACUGCCUAAAGAAAUCGGCGAGCUCACUCAGCUUAAGGAACUUCAUAUCCAGGGAAAUCGUCUUACUGUGCUGCCCCCAGAACUAGGUAAUUUGGAUUUGACUGGUCAAAAGCAAGUCUUCAAAGCAGAGAACAAUCCUUGGGUUACCCCUAUUGCUGACCAGUUCCAGCUGGGAGUAUCUCAUGUUUUUGAAUACAUUCGUUCAGAAACAUACAAGUAUCUGUAUGGCAGACACAUGCAGGCGAAUCCUGAACCUCCAAAGAAGAACAAUGACAAGUCAAAGAAGAUCAGCCGUAAGCCUCUGGCAGCCAAGAACAAAUAAGUCCCUGGUUCUGCCUCUGUUUUUAUAUCUUUUACAUUGCUUUUGCAUGUGCCUAUAAUAUUCCUACGCAUCUCCUGUUACUCAUAAGAAAGCAGACACUAGAGGUAAAACCAAUUUACUAUGUAUACUGCUUCAGAAGAUCCUGCUUAAAGAAUACAAAAAUACAUAUUCUCUUAAUUGUGGUCACAUUUAUGUAGCCAUUUAAUAUAGCACUGUCAAACACAUUUUAGCUUUUCUAUUUAUAUGUAUAUUAAUGUCCUUUCUUCACAUGUAUCACAUCCUGUUAAUAUCAGGGGGGUUGCACCUAUAUUAUACAAUAUUAAAUUUCAUAUAAUAUUCCAAGUGAUUUUAAUAAAGCUCUUUAUUUGUA